CCGACAUCCAGUCGGUCAAUCGGAAAAGUGUUUGAAAUGAAUCGCCUGGAACCGUAUUUAAUUCCAUCAUGGGCCUCUAAGCUAUGGAAGUUGCCGAAAAAUAGAAUAAAUGUCAACUACAAAGGAGGUUGUCAGUUAUGCUUUCAAAAUAGAAGUCUGUGGCGUUGUUUGCCGGACAGUUUCGAUCUUAGCAGAGAAUGUUACCAAACAACCUCCACCGAGAUUUCAAAAUAAACAAUGAUAUUGGCUUGCUAUGAAAGACACUCCAAUCCAUCAAUGGCUUUUACCAUACAUUCCUGAAGGCUUCAAAGUCUCCAUCAAAAGAGAUGACAUGACAGGCAGUGUCCUAGGUGGUAACAAGAUUAGAAAAUUGGAAUUUCUGUUAGCAGAUGCGGUUGCAAAUAACUAUGACUCAGUCAUUACUUGCGGAGGCAUCCAAUCCAAUCACUGCCGAGCAACUGCGCUGGCUGCCCGUCUCGUCGGUCUCAACAGCCAUCUCAUAUUAAGAACAACUGAGCCAGAUACAGAUGCAUACAAUUGCAGUGGGAAUGUAUUGCUUGAUCGAUUGAGUGCAGCAGAAAUGUACUUAGUUCCAAAGGAAUCACUCAGCGAAGGGCUGGGAGCUAGAGUUAGAGUCCUGAUGUCAAGGCUUUGGGAGGAGAAAAAGGAACGCGCUUACGAAAUCCCCCUUGGUGGGUCAUCGCUUUUAGGAACGUUUGGAAUUCUUGACGUAUACCAAGAAAUGAUGGACCAGGGCAUGUUAGAGAACUUCGAUGAUAUAUUUGUGGCUUCUGGCAGUGGUGGUACAAUUGGUGGCCUGGCCCUAGCAAAUUAUUUGAAUGGAUCGCCUUUAAAGGUGCAUGGUGUAUGUGUUUGCGAUACAGCAGACUAUUUCUACGAUCACAUCGAUGAACUGAUUGGCGAAUAUGGUCUUCAAGACGUUAAAGCUAGAGACAUCUGUGACGUAAUUGACGGCUAUAAGGGAGAGGGGUAUGGCAAAUCGACCCAGGAAGAGCUAGAACUUCUCAUUGAAAUUGCCCAGAUGACAGGGGUUGUCCUUGACCCUGUGUACACACUCAAAGCAACUCGAGCGAUGCUUAAGGAGAUGUCAGAGAACCCUUCAAGAUUCAAAGGAAAGAGAGUUCUUUUCAUUCACACAGGUGGAUUUUUCGCAUUAUACGGCCAUCAAACCAAAGAUUUGUUGCUGACUGGUGCAAAAACACGGAACAGAGAUUUAAAGAUUUGGACAAAUGCCACAGCUAAUCCCCUUAGUUGCUUCAUAUUAAAAGAACCUGAGAGGAGAAAUGGUGCGGUUGAUUGGUCUCUUAUUUAUCACCAAUCAGUGAAUGCUAGCAGAAUUAGGAUCCUUGGAUUCAAGAAGAUGACUAGAGCUUCCUGGCCUGCUUCAUUUCCAAAAACAGGGCCUAUUCCAUUCUCCUUGCUUUACACAUGGUAGCUGCAAGAUGAUUUUGCCACUCAAUUUGAUCGUGCUUAUAUCGAUUUCAAAGGAUCAUGUGAAAGAACAGGAUGAGUUUUGCAUCUCAGGGUCUGCUUUUGUGCUGAUAAAACAAGAAAACAUUGCCCAGUCCCGGCUUGCCAAACCUAAGGUUCGUAAUUCAAUUAGCAUCUAAUAAUAGCUGGCAUCUUGAUGAAAUUGAAUAAUCAUUGAGAUAAAACGUUUGAAGUAUCUUUGUAUUUUAUUUUUAAGUUGUGAAAUAUUGAAAUAGAUUGGAAAUGUAAUAUAUAAAAUUAAUUAUAUGCUUUGAAGAAAA
Molecule: messenger RNA, 1772 nt
Organism: Rhopilema esculentum
Lineage: Eukaryota; Metazoa; Cnidaria; Scyphozoa; Rhizostomeae; Rhizostomatidae
Source: RefSeq, a predicted model, not a curated record